Molecule: messenger RNA, 585 nt
Organism: Chrysochloris asiatica (Cape golden mole)
Lineage: Eukaryota; Metazoa; Chordata; Mammalia; Afrosoricida; Chrysochloridae
Product: induced myeloid leukemia cell differentiation protein Mcl-1 homolog
Exons: 3
Biological process (GO): positive regulation of apoptotic process; extrinsic apoptotic signaling pathway in absence of ligand; intrinsic apoptotic signaling pathway in response to DNA damage
Cellular component (GO): mitochondrial outer membrane
Molecular function (GO): protein heterodimerization activity; channel activity; protein homodimerization activity
Source: RefSeq, a predicted model, not a curated record
ACGGACGGGUCACUACCUUCGACGCCCCCAGAACUGGAGGAAGAGGAUGAGUUGUACCGGCAAUCGCUAGAGAUUAUCUCUCGGUACCUUCGGGAACAGGCAACGGGCGCCAAGGACGCGAAGCCUAUGGGCGCGUCGGGGGCCGCCAGCAGGAAGGCGCUAGAGACCCUCCGGCGGGUCGGGGACGGUGUGCAGCGCAACCACGAGACGGCUUUCCAAGGCAUGCUUCGGAAACUGGACAUCAAAAACGAAGAUGAUGUCAAAUCUUUGUCUCGAGUCAUGGUCCAUGUUUUCAGUGACGGAAUAACAAACUGGGGCAGAAUUGUGACUCUCAUUUCUUUUGGUGCCUUUGUGGCCAAACACUUGAAGAGCAUAAACCAAGAAAGCUGCAUAGAACCAUUAGCCGAAAGUAUCACAGAUGUUCUUGUAAGGACAAAACGGGACUGGUUAGUCAAACAAAGAGGCUGGGAUGGGUUUGUGGAGUUCUUCCGUGUAGAGGACCUAGAAGGCGGCAUCAGAAAUGUGCUGCUGGCUUUUGCAGGUGUUGCUGGAGUAGGAGCUGGUUUGGCAUAUCUAAUUAGAUAG